Mycetomoellerius zeteki is the source of this 2625-nucleotide messenger RNA. Its product is annotated as UPF0769 protein C21orf59 homolog. The record is from RefSeq and is a predicted model, not a curated record. The transcript is spliced from 6 exons. NCBI's taxonomy places the organism in Eukaryota, Metazoa, Arthropoda, Insecta, Hymenoptera, Formicidae. Gene Ontology annotation, biological process: regulation of cilium movement. The coding region runs from base 52 to 924 and encodes 290 amino acids.
GCACAGAAAUUUCAAUUUUAGUUGAAAAUUGAAAAUAUUGAUUUGAUAGAAAUGGUGAGAUUGCACGUAAAGAAAGGUGACGACAACCAAUUUUUAUAUGAUACCGAUGUGGAGGCGAAUGUGGACGAUGUCAUAUCUGACAUCGUAGUGAUCUACAAUGGUCGUUUGAAGAUUUCAAGAAUUUGUUAUGAGAUCGAGGAGCUGGCUAAGCACGGCGUGAUGUUACCACCUGACAUAAUGGGCCUCACGGACGAUCAGGUCAAGGAGCUCAAACUCAAGGACGAAUGGGCCGACAAGUGCGUGCCCAUGGGCGGUUGGACUUUCAACAAAGACAAGAUCGGUCGUAGAAAUGGUAGACAACCCAACGAAAAGAUGCAGGAGGUGCUGAAAAAAACUAUUGAGGAUGCACGUAUCAUGACAUCGAAAAAAUUAGUGCAACAAGAGAAAUUGGUUACUCAAAAGAUAAUUCAAGAAGCUCUGGAUUUGUUAAGAGGCGCCGUGACGAUCGUUUAUCCGAUGGGACUUCCACCACACGAUGUAAUAUGUAAAGAGUUUGAAAAUACCGAAGAUCUCACCGGUACUCAAGCUUCUCUCGAGGUAAUCGAUGUGCAACUGGCUCAACUAUGGUUCUCCGGAAAGGAGUUAUUACCUGGGAAGAAGAUGAAGGACUUCGUGGGUAAUAACGAGAAAACCAAGGUGAUCGUGAAACUACAAAAGAGAGGAUCUGGAAAACCGGCGAGGGAACCGUUAAUGUCAGAAGAUGAACGGAAACAGUUAAUGUUGCACGCGUAUCGUCGUCAAGAACAGCUGAAGAAACUUGAACAAGACGAUGACGACGAGUAUCUCAACUCCCCCUGGGCCGACGGCAGCAGUUUGAAGCGACAUUUUCAAGGUCUGAAUAAUAUCUCGUGGAGACCACAUUAGGCGAUAAUUCAUCGCCGUCCGUAAAGCAAGGCGUUGGCCGAAAAAGCUUUCUUGAUCGAAGAAGGAUGAGGAAGAGGAACCAAGUUAUCUUUCUGUCUCAGGAUCGACUAAAAUCCACCCUCGCGAUUCACGGAGUGAACCAGAGGCAAACUCGGUACUUUCUCAAGACACGCGAAUCGUACGCGAAUAUAUGGCGAUUCAAGGAAACCUUUAACGAAUCUGCCAUUUCUCUAUUGUAAAAAUCUGUUUCCAUUACAAGCGCCGACUAUACUUGCAGGUGUCACGAUAUUUCGCGACGUACUUUUUCCUACUCGAUAAUAGCUCAAUAAUUGCGAAGUCGUGCGUAUAACUCUGUCGCAACUCGUGCCAGAGAGGCAGCAGUCCCUCUCAAACGCGGUAUCUUCAGUGCGAUGCUCGUAUGCGCCAGAAAAGUUCUUCGUUUCUUGCAAAUGUUUAACAUUGGCGGCAGUCGUUAUACCGCGCGCCAAAAUUGAUUUACCUCGCACGAUGCCUUCUUCGUAGCUUGUCUAAGUACGAUUCGUGAUUCGAAAUCAAUUCGCGAAUCCCGUGCCUGUAUAUCGCAUCCUGUAAACACGAAGAAUCUGUCCUUACUGUCGUAUACGUAGCGUUCGGGGUACACCGUAUAUUUUUAAACGAUUUUCCACGAUGUAUCCGCGAUGGUAGAUGAUCGUUCUGCGUAAAGAGGAAAUAAAUCGGUCGCUUUGAAAAUCGGCGCAAGUCUUAAAAAAAAUUAAAGUCUGCACUAUUCUCGAAUUAUAGAAAUGUGUAAUGAUUAAGUUACAAAUUUAUAUGUAAUAAGCGAUAAAUUUUUAACGGCGGAUUAUAAAUCUGCCUGUGCCAGCCGUAAAUUUUUGGAAUGUACGUCUUCAUCCAUGCGGCACCAAGUUGCGGACUUUAAAGAAGCUUAUUUUUACAUAAGCGAUAAAUGUCUUCUGUCUCUAUCGCAUAUAUGCCCAUUAACUGAUUGAAUCUUAAAGUUACUGGACUCGUGCCAUUCUCAAAAUGACUGAUGCAAAUUUGCAACGAAGCGCAUACCGAGUACACGCUCCCUCUGGUUCACUCAACGAUACCGAAAGGACGUCCAUCUGGAGAACGCAGGGGAGGGAAAGACGCGUAGCGAGGUUCUACUCGCGGCAUCACGCGCUAUCUGUAUAUUAAAGUCACGAGUUUAUAGCUAUGAACUUAAAGAACUUAAUCAGUAAAACUAUGAUCUAAAUACCGUUAAACGUUACGAGUAUUAUCAGGUAAUUCGCUUGCUGUGUGAUCAUGAUGCGUCCACUCGCGUGCAUCGUUAGACAUUUUUAUCAAACACACCGACAUCACGUCCGUUCCACUUUUAUCUGGCGACAUGCUUUUGCAAAUAAAAAGUGUCCAUCCCCCGCACCCCGUUGCGGCCUCGUCCAUGUACUAUGAUCUCCACACGCACAAAUUCUAACGGUUUUCAGGUACCUGACCGACACGUACGAAGAAACGUAGGUACCUUCGCGAGUUUUACGACUGCUACAUAUGCGCAUUUAAAUCGAUACGAAUGCACAAGGCGAAGAAACGUUUGGUAUAUAUCGGAGAAAGGCUUCUCUCGAGAGAAAACCCGAGAUAUGGCCUGUUGUUUUUAGGUGCGCUUUCUGCAUUCAAACGAGGCAAAUUAUGCGCUAUUCCUUCAGGAAGAAAUCAAGAAAACAG